Cyprinus carpio (common carp) is the source of this 3784-nucleotide messenger RNA. Its product is annotated as synaptotagmin-like protein 2. Gene Ontology annotation, cellular component: plasma membrane; exocytic vesicle. Lineage: Eukaryota; Metazoa; Chordata; Actinopteri; Cypriniformes; Cyprinidae. The record is from RefSeq and is a predicted model, not a curated record. Gene Ontology annotation, biological process: exocytosis; intracellular protein transport. Gene Ontology annotation, molecular function: neurexin family protein binding; small GTPase binding.
UUCACCGUGUGAAUGUGAAUGAUUGUGACACGCGCGUUAAAAGCUGCAUAAACCCGCUUCCUCAAUCACGCGAAAGCAGUUGAACACCUCAGAGGGAGCUGAGGUUACGUGUGCAGUCGCGGAUUCAUGAGGAUUGAACGUGGGUUGACACAUUUCUGAUUUGAGGUAAACGCAGCGGUUUGGUGGCAGCUUACCUUGGGGAAAAGUUCUCGGCUGCUGGAAGGCGUUUGUUUUUAUUGACCAGGAUGAAACAAUCAAAAAGUGCACUGGAAGUGAUUGACUUGAGCUUUCUGUCUGCUGAGGAAGAGGCAGCCAUCCGUCAAGUGCUUCUGAGGGAUGAAGAUUUAAAACGACUGGAGAGUGGACGAGUCAGGAAACUGAGGCAGUCCGUCCCUGACCUUACGCAGCUGAAGACCUUAUCAGGUGAGUGGUUUGAAGAGCUCAAGGUCAAGCGAUAUGGACAGCAGACGGAUGUCACAGCAGUGGUGAGGUCCUCCAUGAGAUGGAAGAAAACAGCAGCUCAUAAACCCAACCCAUUCCUGAAUGAUACACUGGAUGAGAACAAAGCACAUGGAAAGGAGGAUCACGGCACACUUUCAAAACCGUCACCUGACCCUAGAUUAAUUCAUCCAGCCUUUAGUAAAGAGACUUAUCAUCAAUAUACUGAUAAGGACUUUAAGGAUAGUGAAACUUCAUCUGUUCCGCAAAUAGCUGGAAGAAAAGAAAAACUACGAGCAGAACUUGAUGGCAACCGUGUCCUCAAUGGCACUGACCCACAAUGCAAUUCACCAGAAGCACAACCCAAAGAGCUCUCUGGUGACCAAACAACAACUGUUUUUCCCUUCUUCAGUGCAGCUCAAGACACUAAACCUGAAAGAGGCACCACAAAACAUGCAACAAAUCCAGAGCCGAGGAGAAAAGUUUCACUCCCUCCAGCACUACGAAAAGAACAAUCAUUUGAAGAGAACUGGGUGAAGAUCUCCCUCGAACCAAACACAGUGAAACCUGUGGAUGAUGAAAGCAAUAGUGUUGGGCCUAAUCAAAAAGAGGUAAAAUUGCAUGUUGAGAAUACAGAGGCCUUAAAGAAGCAGGACACAUCAAGUCCAAACACAGAGCCUCCAUCUUUAAAUUUCACGGAUCAAACAUCGUUUCAAAUUGUAUCUCAAGCUGAACCUAUAGAUGUUUACUUAGAAAGAUGUUCAUCAACUGAGUUUCAGAAUCAACCACAGACUUCCUUAGUUUUCACGAGUGAUGGGCCAGAAUUGACUACACACUCAGAUCACAAAGCUUCAGACAAGGUUAGCAAGUAUACUAAUGCAUUCCAAGAUAGUACAUGCAGAGAUCAGCAGUGUUCAGCUGAAUAUACGUUAAGAGAGUCUAAGAGCAAUAAACUGGGUCCCUCAGACUCUGCUAAUGAGCAUGAUAAGAGAAAGAUGGUCUCCAGAGAUAUUCUUAAUGAUGAGGCAAGUUCAGACAGGAAGGGAGGUGAAGGCAAAAAUGUAAGCGCUGGUUUACUUGCUGAGACUGAUACAGAUCAAGUAGUUGAGUGUGUAGCUGGUGAGGAACAAAUCGAUAAGCAUUCUUCUGCAGAAAAAGCAUCCCAAAGUCAGUCAUUAAAAUGGGGGAUUGAAAUAGAUUCUCAUGAAUUUCCCUCUGACACUCUGCAGGGGAAAGAUGCUUCCGGUGAUUCUGGCAGUGACCGACCAGUGGAAAUGGAAAAGAAAGCACCUAAUAAAAAUGAGCUGUUGCAGAAUAAAACAGCUGAUACAAGUGUAGUAGAAGAUUCCAAAAUGUCAUCACCACCCUCAAAACCAAGUGUCAGUGACAAAACUGUGCAAAGAUAUCUUGAUGCGCAUGAAGAGAAAGAAAAAAUAAAGAUAAAGUCCUCAAAUGAUCAGAACUUACCAAAAGACACUAACAAUAAGAGUCAAGAUUUAGCAGAAUUAAGCCAAGACUAUCUUUCAAUGACAGAUGAUGGGAAACUAGUGCACAUUGGAAAUGCUGGAGUACAAGUUAACACUAAAGAUAUUGACAUAACUGUUGUUGAACCAAUUCAACCUGCUAAACCUACAAAUGAAGAUGUUGCUGGACUGGGUGAAGGUUCUUCAAAGAUAAAGGAAGAGGAGGAUGAUGCUGAAACCAAGCAGAGGACAGAAUCAGGUAUUCUACUAAGUGUUCUGACAAGAGCUCAAAAGGCAAGACCACCUGUCCUGCAGAAGAUCACCGUUCAGGAGCCAAAGCAGGAGACUAGAGAUGAUACGGUUCCUACAAUAGUCAUUAUGCCCUCUGAAUCUCCAGGUCCAACAGAAAUGAAAGGUCAAAAACAUGGAGUGUCAGAUCUAGAGGCUUUACUUAAGGGAUCCACUUCUAAAACUCCUUCCAACACUGCAGAUGCUUGGGAGGAUGAAGGAGUUGAUUCAGAUGAGGAUGAUACUUCACUGUCCAGCUAUGGGUCGGAUCUCUCUAGCAGAAAAGGCUAUUCGGCUAGCGCAUUGUCUCUUACUGAUCGCACCGGUAGUUUGCUGAGUGUGUACAGCGACGCAGGGGAUUUUGGGAAUGUUGAAGUGCAGGGCUCUGUGGAGUUUGCAGUAAUGUACAGCCCUGUUGGAGAGCUCAUUAUCAUGAUUGAACAGUGCCAGGAUCUGGCCAUAGCUAAUCCACGUAAACAACGCACUGACCCUUAUGUGAAGACCUACCUUUAUCCAGACAAGUCACGUCGCAGCAAAAGGAAAACUUCCAUUAAGAAACGGACCGUGAAUCCAGUUUAUGUUGAAUCUCUGAGAUACAAAGUGAAGCGUGAAGAGCUGCCGGAUAAGACUCUGAAUCUGUCCGUGUGGCACAAUGACUCCAGGGGCCGAAAUGUGUUCCUGGGGCAGGUUGAGAUCAGGUUUAAGACCUGGGACUGGGGACAUGAGGCCCUCACAUGGUACAACCUACAGCCAAAGACCUCCGAAAAUCAAGAAUCUCAAGAGUCUAAUGGAUUGUUAUCAGUUUCACUGAAAUAUGUUCCUCCGGUGUCUGGUGGGUCGAAGAACAGCACUGGGGAGAUUCAUGUGUGGCUGCGGGAGGCAAAAGAAUUACGUCGCCUGAAGCCUCAGGGAGUCGAUUCUUUUGUUAAGUGCUACAUUUUACCAGAUACCAGAAAGAAAAGCCGCCAGAAGACUCGCGUUAUAAAAAAGACUCAGGACCCUGUGUAUAACCAUGCCAUGGUGUAUGAUGGGUUUAAAACUGGGGAAGUCAGUGAGGCCUGCUGCGAAUUGACUGUUUGGGAUCACAACACACUCGCCAAUCAGUUUCUGGGAGGCCUGCGUCUCAGUCUCGGAACAGGACAGAGCUAUGGCAAAAAAGUUGAUUGGAUGGAUUCGAUGGAUGAGGAAAUUCAAAUAUGGAAAAGAAUGCUGGCCAAUCCAAACAGCUGGGUUGAAGGAGAGCUUCCCCUGAGGUCCUCCAUGACUCCAAGGAAAUUAACCUCCUGAAGUUGUGGUCAUGAAUGUUUAGUUGCGAAAGAAAAACAAUUGUUGGUUCCAAAAACUAACCAAGCAUUUUCAGUUACCAGAUCAGUUUCUUAAUUUCAGCCCUUCUCUCAACAAAAAAAUAUUUUUCUGCAACUUAUAAAGAGUAUAUGAAAUAUGUUGAGAACAUAGUUUGAACAUCAGAUAUGCCUAUUUGCUGUUAAAAGUAUAUGUAGUCAAUCAUGCUUAAUCAUAUUAAAUAACUUAUCCAUACAUAAAUUGAUAUGUGUUAAGAUAUGUGAUUACAGUGAUUCAUUCCAAAAUAAAAAAGU